AUGGACAAGGCUCCCAUUCCCAAGGAUGCCUCGUCCAGGGAGCCGCUGGACGAGAUGGUGGCACGGUCCGGAACUGUCUUCGGCAUGGAGGAUAUUAUGGCGCUAUUCGGGCAGGAGGUAUCUGUCAUGCCGUUGGACUCCUGGGUUGGCUUUGUCUCGCCUUUAUUCGCGAUUGGAAUAGGGAUGAGCGUGGACGACCCAUCGUCCGGACUGAAGCUGCAUCUGAUUCCGUCGGUCUGCCGGGAGGCUUACGAUUUCCAGAUCGAGUCGGCGCAAUUCAAGAUAGCAAAUGCGGCAGGGCCUGGGCUGAACUUAGGUGGCUCCCUCGACGAUGUCGUAGAGAUGUACGUGGACAAGGUUGUGCCCAAUUCGGAGGCCUGCAUCCCACAGCUGGUGGCGACAAUGGGUAUCAUCCCACUGGAAGCUCUUCCCACAAUUUUCCCAGGGACCAAGUUGCAGAACGUGACAAUUCUGACUGCUGUGGAACUCAUGCAGAGGAUGGCGGCCGACGGGCGUAAUGUUGGUUUCGACCUGCUCAAGGUACUCGAGCAAAUGUACGCACAGGGCGUUGCUCAGGUGCACGUCUACGGUGAGGAAUCGAUCGAGAGUUGGGCCGAUAAGUUGGCCAGCUUCGCGAAGGGCUCCCUGAUCAAGGUUUUGGCCCCCGCACUGUUCUCGAACAUCGUCACCAUCACGGCGAACCACGGAAGCAUUGUACCGCCCCAGGCAGGGAAGCCUGCGCGGCAGUGCAAGGAUAUUAUCAAGGGCAUGUUUCCGUGGAUUAUUGGCCGCAAAUUCGCGGAGGAGGUCCUUACCACAAACGGGCGGAAUGAGGCCGAGGAGACGGCGUGGGAGACCAUGGAGGCUUUCUCUGAGAAUUUGGACCAGCUCACAUGGCUGGACCAGGAGACGAAGAGUGCAGCGAAGCUGAAGCUUAGGCACAUACGCGUCAAGAUCGGUUGGCCAGCUUGGAUCUUCGAUGACUCUAACCUUCUCAAGUUCUACAGCUUUGCCCUUGAGUUUGACACUGGCAUGAAGUUUGCGGAGAUGGUGUGGAGGACGAAGUACCAUUUGUUGCAGCGGGCUAUCUCCCUCACCGACGUCCCGAAGGAUUGGGACAGCUUCUGGAUGUACCCCCCAGAUCUGAUGAACAUGAUGUACAACCUGCAGGCCAAUGAUAUCAUCGGCUACGCGGCAUUCCUCCAGAAGCCUUUGUUCGACGAGGACGCCCCUAUGUCUUUCAAUUUCGGUUUCCUCGGUAGUGUCUACGGUCACGAGCUGUCGCACGGUUUCGACUCCAGUGGUGCCACGAGGGGCCCAUGGGGUAAUACCAGGGAUUGGUGGUCGACCUCAGCCAAGGAGAAGUUUCAUCAACAGCAGGCGUGCUUCGUCGAUCAGUACUCAAAGUGGCCGCUCUAUGGCGACACGCCUCGUGGCACGCUGGACACAAACAGGGUGCUGUACGAUAAUGGCAAGAAAUGCCUUGGCGAGAACAUUGCUGACUCUGGUGGCCUCGGUCUGGCUUUUCUGGCCUACAAGAACUGGGUCGCCAGGAACGGUCGGGAGCUGAGGCUCCCGGGACUCGAGAAGUUCAGCCCAGAGCAGCUGUUCUUCAUGCGCUACGGCGCCGGCUGGUGCGACGUGGCCGACUUCGCGAAGCUGAAUCACACAGUCAACUCCUCAGAUCCGCACUCGGUGGCCCGGAUGCGCAGCGUCGGCGCCGUGCAGAACAGCAGAGCGUUUGGCCGGGUGUUCGGGUGCGAGGUGGGCGCGAGGAUGAACCCGCCGGUUCCGCAGAAGUGCGAGCUCUGGGGCAUCGACGCGAGCGACCCCCUCCAGCCUGGGACGCCCGCACGGACGCCGGCGCCGCCCAGCGAGGACGCACAAGCCCACGCCAGCGCCAGUGAAGCAGGCUUACGACGGGAAGUACGUCUUGGACUCUGGCCAGGGCGGGCCGGAGAGCCUCCAGCCGACGAUCACGAUCCAUCAGGGCCGCUGGAGCGGCCAGCUGCUGCCGACGGGGGUCGAAGACUAGGGGACGGCGUGGUGAAGUUCUUCGAGGAGACCCUCAUCCGCCCUGGGCGGCGGAGGUUGCGGAUGUCCAAGGGCCGGCUCUUCGAGGGCGACGGGGCCACGCUCGUGGGCGAGAUGGACUUCUCGUCUCGGUACGGCAAGGCGGUGCUCAAGCACGGGCACAAGGUGCUCACCUAUGUCGCCCACAGGGUGCCGGAGGGGUGA
Molecule: messenger RNA, 2238 nt
Organism: Prorocentrum cordatum
Lineage: Eukaryota; Dinophyceae; Prorocentrales; Prorocentraceae
Source: the annotation of a GenBank genome assembly